Molecule: messenger RNA, 5572 nt
Organism: Chinchilla lanigera (long-tailed chinchilla)
Lineage: Eukaryota; Metazoa; Chordata; Mammalia; Rodentia; Chinchillidae
Gene: Igdcc4
Product: immunoglobulin superfamily, DCC subclass, member 4
Biological process (GO): cell-cell adhesion; axon guidance
Cellular component (GO): plasma membrane; axon
Molecular function (GO): protein binding
Source: RefSeq, a predicted model, not a curated record
GGGAGCUGCCGUUACCCCAGGAGAAGACCGUGGAGCUGAGCUGUGCUGCGGGGCCGCUGUCUGUGAUCCUGGGCCCACAGCAGGCCGCCGUGCUGAACUGCAGUCUGGGCGCCGCUGCUGCAGGGCCCCCCAGCCGGGUGACCUGGAACAAGGACGGGGACGCCCUGCUGGAGCAUGAGCACCUGCGGCUGCUGCCCAAUGGCUCCCUGUGGCUCUCCCCACCGCCACCUCACGAGGACAGUGACAAGGCGGCCCCUGUGGCCGUGGGGAGCGUCGAGGGCAGCUAUUCCUGCCUGGCCCACGGCCCCCUCGGAGUGGUGGCCAGCCAGGCUGCGGUGGUCAGGCUUGCCACACUUUCAGACUUCUCCCUGCACCCGGAGCCUCAGACGGUGGAGGAGAACGGGACCGCCCGCUUUGAGUGCCACAUUGAAGGGCUGCCAGCCCCUGUCGUUACUUGGGAGAAGGACCAGGUGACACUGCCCGAGGAGCCUCGGCUCAUCACUCUUCCCAACGGCGUCCUCCAGAUCCUGGACGUUCAGGACGGUGACGCAGGCUCCUACCGCUGCGUGGCCACGAACUCGGCCCGCCAGCGCUUCAGCCGCGAGGCGCCGCUCACGGUGGCCCGCAGAGGGUCCCUGGCGGCCACCAGGGGGCAGGACGUGGUCAUCGUGGCAGCGCCGGAGAACACCACGGUGGUGUCCGGGCAGAGCGUGGUGAUGGAGUGUGUGGCCUCAGCUGACCCCACCCCCAUCGUGUCCUGGGCCCGGCAGGGGCUGUGGUGGUGCGCGAGGGGCUGCCCAGCGCCCCCACGCGGGUCACCGCCACGCCGCUGAGCAGCUCCGCCGUGCUGGUGGCCUGGGAGCGGCCCGAGCUGCACAGCGAACAGAUCAUCGGCUUCUCGCUGCACUACCAGAAGGCCCGGGGCGUGGACAACGUGGAGUACCAGUUCGCGGUGAACAAUGACACCACAGAGCUCCAGGUGCAGGACCUGGAGCCCGAUACGGACUACGAGUUCUACGUGGUGGCCUACUCGCAGCUGGGGGCCAGCCGCACGUCCGCCCCGGCCCUGGUGCACACGCCCGACGGCGUCCCCAAUGCAGCACCCCAGCUCGCCCUGUCCAGCCCCAACCCCUCGGACAUCAGGGUGGCGUGGCUGCCCCUGCCCCCCAGCCUGAGCAAUGGGCAGGUGGUGAAGUACAAGAUAGAGUACGGUUUGGGAAAGGAAGAUCAGGUUUUCUCCACCGAGGUGCCAGGGAGCAAGACACAGCUGACACUGCGCUCGCUGCAGCCGAAUAGGGCCUACAGAGUGCGGAUAUCGGCGGGCACGGGGGCCGGCUACGGGGCGCCCUCUCCGUGGGUGCAGCACAGAACGCCCGGGGCCCACAACCAGAGCCAGGUCCCUUUUGCCCCCGCAGAGCUGAAGGUGCGCGCGCGGAUGGAGUCCCUGAUCGUGUCGUGGCAGCCACCCCCCGACCCAGCGCAGAUCUCCGGCUACAAACUGUACUGGCGGGAGGUGGGGGCCGAGGAGGAGGCUGAGGGCGAGCGCCCGCCGGGGGGCCGCGGGGACCAGGCUUGGGACGUGGGCCCCGUCCGCCUCAAGAAGAAAGUGAAGCAGUACGAGCUGACCCAGCUAGUCCCUGGCCGGCUGUAUGAGGUGAAGCUGCUUGCGUUCAACAAACACGAGGACGGCUACGCGGCGGUGUGGAAGGGCAAGACCGAGAAGGCGCCCACGCCAGAUUUACCCAUCCAGCGGGGGCCACCCCUGCCUCCCGCCCACGUCCACGCGGAAUCCAACAGCUCCACAUCUAUCUGGCUACGGUGGAAGAAGCCGGACUUCACCACAGUCAAGAUCGUCAACUACACCGUGCGCUUCAGCCCCUGGGGGCUCCGGAACGCCUCCCUCGUCACCUAUUACACCAGCUCGGGAGAAGACAUCCUCAUCGGCGGGCUGAAGCCGUUCACCAAGUACGAGUUCGCGGUGCAGUCCCACGGCGUGGACAUGGACGGGCCCUUCGGCUCGGUGGUGGAGCGCUCCACGCUGCCGGACCGGCCCUCGACGCCGCCAUCCGACCUGCGCCUGAGCCCCCUGACGCCCUCCACCGUGCGGCUGCACUGGUGCCCCCCCACCGAGCCCAACGGCGAGAUCGUGGAGUACCUGAUCCUGUACAGCAGCAACCACACCCAGCCGGAACACCAGUGGACGCUGCUCACCACGGAGGGGAACAUCUUCAGCGCGGAGGUGCACGGCCUGGAGAGCCACACCCGGUACUUCUUCAAAAUGGGGGCGCGCACGGAGGUGGGGCCCGGGCCCUUCUCCCGCCUGCAGGAUGUGAUCACGCUACAGGAGAAGCUGUCAGACUCCUUGGACGUGCACUCGGUCACGGGCAUCAUCGUGGGCGUGUGCCUGGGCCUCCUCUGCCUGCUGGCCUGCAUGUGCGCCGGCCUGCGCCGCAGGCCCCACAGGGAGGCCCUCCCCGGCCUGUCCUCCUCGGCCACCGCUGGGAACCCAGCGCUCUACUCCAGAGCUCGGCUUGGCCCCCCCAGUCUCCCUGCGGCCCAUGAGCUGGAGUCUCUCGUGCACCCCCACCCCCAGGACUGGUCCCCACCGCCCUCAGACCUGGAGGACAAGGCUGAAGUGCACAGCUUUAUGGGUGGGAGCGCUUCAGACUGCCGGGGCCACUCCAACAGAAAGAUCUCCUGGGGUCACCCAGGGGUGCCGAGCUGGGCAGGGUCCUGGGCAGGCUGUGAGCUGCCCCAGGCUGGCCCCAGGCCUGCUCUGACGCGGGCCCUGCUGCCGCCUGCGGGGACCGGGCAGACGCUGCUGCUGCAGGCCCUCGUGUAUGACGCCAUCAAGGGCAACGGGAGGAAGAAGCCACCCCCCGCCAGCAGGAACCAGGUGGAGGCCGAGGUCAUUGUCCACUCAGACUUCAGCGCGUGCAGAGGGCGGCCCGACCUCCAUCUCCAAGACCCGGAGCCAGAGGACCCCCUGCCUGUGGAAGCUCCUGGUUUCACCCCUGGCGUCGUGGAUCUUGGGCAGGAAGCAGACUGGCUAGACCAGGAGCUCGGGGAGUGUGAGCCAGCAGCCCCCGGGCCAGACCGACUCACCUGCCUGCCCGAGGCAGCCAGUGCCCCCUGCACCUACCCAGACCUGCAGCCCUGCAAGGCUCUGCAGGAGGCCUCUGGGGACAGCUGCCAGCCCAUAGCGCCCUGCCCUCUUGGGCCCAGCCUGGACCUGCCCAGAGCCCCCAUCUCCUCCUCUGCUUAGUUCCCCCAAGUGGAAGGUGCAGUCCGAGGGAGGGUGAUAGGGCACACGGGGCACGGUGUGCACAGCCACGCAUGCACACACGCAUACCCGCCGCUACCACUACACCCUUUGGAGCCUCCUAGGAUGCUUCGGCUGGGGGGAGAAGAGUUGGAUUAUUCACUCCUCCCAUGGUCUUUGCAAUACACAUGUGACAUGUGAGAGACAUGUGAGACACCGCUACAUGUGACACGCACGUGUGAAGCCACAUGUGUGCGGUGUACAGCUUGGUAGGCUGGGAAGCCUUGGGCGGCCCAGGCGGUGGUCGCUGCGGCCUGCUGACCCUCAGGGUGGCCCGUCCCUGCCCUGCGGGCCCCACUGCCCCGUCUCCAGCCUUUUAUUCCGCACUCUGAGAGUGUCUCCAGUGCCUGUCCGAUAGGGACAGCCCGGCCCGCGUCCUGUGCUCGCGGGCUCUGCCGGCCGGACGUGUUAGCCGCGUGGCCUUCCUGGCCCACCUGCCCGCCGCCCAGACCGAGAGGGUCACCCUGGCUGCCCUCAGAGCCACCCUGCGCCGGACUGUGUAAUUUGGGAAGUGCCUGGCUUUGGAAAUCUGCUUUCCCCCGUCCUGCCUUUCCCUGCACUGUGUCCAGGCCACCUUGCUGCCCGUUUCCGGCUCCGGCUCUGGCUCCGGCUCUGCUCCCUGGAAUGUCUGCUCUCUCUGUUCUGUUCUCCUGCCCUUCCAGACCACAACAUCCGAUUCUCCGGCCCGGGGUCAGCCUCUGCAUCUUUCCCUAACAACAAGACUACCUCAUGUCUACUUCCAGGCCAUAGCGCACACCUGUGUCCCCUCCCGCCUCCCCUGGGGCCCCUGCCACCCCCGUCCUCUGAGCACCACCGCCAGCCCCUCCCCCAGCGCAGGUUUGGAGGAGACCUCCCCGCUUCCCUUGCCGCUUUCUCCUGGGGUUCAGGGUGGAAGGUUCUCCUUGGAGGGGAUGAAUCCGGGUCACACAGGAAGUUUUGAGACCUGCAGUGUCGUGCCGUCUGUGGAGGGAGGCAGGCUUGCCAGGCUGGGGUGGUUCUGACCUUUCAGGAUUUCGCACCCUGGCACCUUGAACCUGACUGGGGUCCUGAAGAGAGGUCUCCGCAGGAAAAGGGUGACUGGCUCCUUUGCUUUCACUCUUUUCUCUAAAGUGAAUGCUGAAAUCAUUUUCUGCUGAUCUGCCGCACAAGGACAGGCUUGACUUCUGUUUCCUGUGUAGUGAAAAUGAUGCCAUUUUAUAUAUCCCUCACCCCGGCCUUCCCAGGAGCAUGGUGGGUCUUUCCUCCCUCACGGAUCGGCAUGUCAAGAGUUAACUCUGGCUACUGGGCCAAAUUAGAAAUAACCAGUCUAUCUUUCCUUAUUUUUUUUUUUUUUUUAAAGCGGCGAAAUGUCUCUCAGCAGAGUCGCAGACCCUGAAAGUGUCCCUGUUUAUUACGAUCGGGUGUCGCUCACAUUUGACAUCCUCACCUACAUUUCCUCCUCCGCCCCUCCUCCAGCCAGCCUGUGAUAACACUAAAGAUUAUUAAUGUCGCUUUUGUAUCUCGUUAAAGACGGAAUUGUCACUUGUACCGUUUCCGUGGCAUUCAGCUCGGCUGUGGCCGGCACCACAAUACGUUUCAUCAUCGUUCUGAAGGUCAAAAGCCUCAUUUUAUUUUGCUGGUUUGAAUUUUUUUUUUUUUUUUUUGUUUUUUAGAAAACAAGACUAACCGGAAUCAAAUGGCUGUUUUAUCUGUAGGCUCUUAGCGUUACACCACGUCGUCAUUUUUCAUGUUCUUGUUUAACAGGCACUGAAGUUCUGGUUUAAAUUAAAUAGCUGCAAAUGAGACAAUUUAUAACCCAUUAGGUUGGGUGGAAAAUUGUUUCUCAAAAGCAAAUAAGUAAUAAAUCUGGUAUCUGCCUAUAACUCACAGUUGAUAAGAAAAUGGCCAUUACUCACUAGCAUUAUAUAUGAUUUGGGCUCUGGGUAGUUUGGAAGUGUUAGGUUUGUGUCUUUGUAGCAGUAUUUUUAUUACAAAAGCGUCUAUUGGCCUUUUACAGGGUAUUAAUCCCUUGGUCACCUGCCCUUGAUGCCUUAAGUUUUUUUGAGUCUCAUUUAAAUAUCUUCCUUUUCUUGAUGCAUGACAAGUGUAAUCAGUACCUGCGCAUUUAUCUGUCUGUAUUUAGUUGAUGCUCUGUUAUUUAAUUACUUUUCCAGCAUUUUCCCCUUCCUGGAUAUUAUAUUCUUUAGUGUUAAGAGAAGGCAUUGAUCAUGUAUCUAGCCCUAUAAUGAAUUAAUAAACUAUUUUCCAGAA